AUGGCACUACCAUCAACAAAAUCACAACAAGCAGGAGGGGCAAGAUUCAGACAAAGGAAAAUCUCAGUUAAACAGCCUUUGAUUAUCUAUAAACAAAAGGAUUUACCUGAUUUAUCUUCAAAUGAUCUUGAACCGCUGCAGAUACAUCACCUCAAUCUGUCAGGAAAUGCCGCUCAACAGAGAGAUGUGCAUGCCAUGGAAACAGGGGUGGAUAAAAAUGAAGAGGAUGAAGUUCAUUUACAACAGGUGAUCAAUGCCGCGCAGCGUGCAUUGAGAGGGUCAGAAGAAAAGAAGAAAUCUGAAAUCAACGAGGAAGGUGCUGCUGGGUCUCGAGAGGAAGAAAAGAAACCUGAUGUGUACAUUCCUACUCCUGAUGCUUCCAGGAUUUGGCCAGAAGCUUCAAAAUACUAUAAUGACUUUACAUUUGUAGCUCCGGAGACGUACAUAAAGUUCUCAGCCACAGUAGAAGACACAGUUGGAGUGGAAUAUAACAUGGACGAAGAAGACGAAGAGUUCUUAAAUAAUUUUAACAAAGAUAAAAGUUCUACCAAAGUUUGCUCAGAAGUCGAAUUUGAAAUUAUAUGUGAUAAAUUGGAGAAAACUAUAGAAGAAAGGCAACCAUUUUUAUCCAUGGAUCCUUCAAAUAUCCUAACAUAUAAAGAAUUGAGUGGGUUUAUUAUUGGAGAAUUGACGAGCACUAACAAUGGAUAUGGAAAUGGAGGUAAAUAUAUACUGACAACUGCAUUGAAAGAUAAAUUAUCUAAAGAACUCAACUACAAGCCUUUCGUUACAUUAUUUGACAAGCGGACGGAAAAUGAGGACAAACCACAACCUAAGAUUCGCACCAUAACGAAACUAUUUGACUUAUUUGGUGAAUCCAUAUAUACUCACUGGAAAGAGAGGAAAAUCUCAAGACACGGUAAGCAUAUUCAUCCAUCAUUGAAAUUCGAAGAUCCUAAUGCGAAUGAGAAGGAGAAUGAUGCAGAUCCAUAUAUUUGUUUCAGACGUCGUGAAUUCCGUCAAGCACGUAAAACGAGAAGGGCAGAUACCUUGGGAGCUGAGAGAAUCAGAUUACUUCAAAAGUCUAUUCAUAGAGCCCAGGAAUUGAUUGAAAGUGUCUGCCAGAGAGAAAUAUUAAGAUUAGAUGCAUUGGACGCUGAACAUGAGAUUUUCAAGUUGAGAAGUGAAGGUAAGAGUUUGAAGAGAACCAUCGGAAUUAAAGGAGAUGAUUACUUGUAUUAUUCACACAAGAGAAAGAAGCCUGUUGUUAAAAUUGAAGAAGAACCUGUUGGAACUGAAACUUCUACCCCUGCCUCCAAGAAGCAAAAGAAAAAUAAAGAACAAGCAAAUAGAGAUAGGAAAGAUGUUGAAGAUGCAGCUACAGCAACUUCAGUGGUGGAAGGAAUUCCAUCUGCAGCUGCAGCUGCAGCUGCAUUACAACAAGAGGCUGCUACCUCUUCUACUCAGCCAUAUGUCAAACUACCAGCCUCCAAGAUUCCAGAUAUGGACUUAGUAACAGUUUCUCUUGUGCUUAAAGAAAAAAAUGAAACAAUCAAGAGAGCUGUGCUCGAAAAGUUGCGGAAACGUAAAGAACAAGAUCGUCAUUUCAUUAAUCUUACUGAUGACCCAUACGAACCGUACUUCAAUAUUACUACCAAUGAUCAUAGUGAUAAAGUAUUGGAAUUAAAUCACAUACCUUAUUCUUCAAUUACAUCCUCCUUCUACCAUGAGAUCAACAACAGUAAUUAUAUUAGUGAAGAGUUGAAGAAACUCUUAGAGGAGAACAAAAAGGCUCUACCAGGAGUCAAAACUUUUAGAGGAUCUAAUGGUGAAUUGAUUCCAUCAAAGCCAUUUCCACAUAUUCUGAGUUUGACUAAAGAUUACAAUGGAGAGAGUGGAAGUGACUUGACGAAUGGUAGUAGCGACAAUGGAUACAUUGCCCAGUUAUUAUCGAACAUUGAAUCCAACAACUUUAAUGCAUAUAAUAAUGGAUAUGGACUGCAGGUUCAACACAGGGCUGAUGAAAGCCAAGAAAGUAAGUUGUCAGAACCAAUUUUCAGUAUGAGGAAACGUGUAGGCAGAGGCGGAAGAUUAUUUAUUGACAGAAGAGGAUUGUUUAAGAAACCAGUUGCACCUCUUAUCGAAUCAAGUCCAAGUGUUACAGUUGGAGGUGGAUUGGGAGGCGUGGUUAAUGUUUAUGAUAGUGAAGCAGAUGCUCAGAAAAGGCUUGAUUCUAGAUGGAGAUUUGAUGAUGAUUUAACCGAAUAUGAGAGGGGGAUUCAAGAACCUUUCAGUUUGGAUCCAAGUAAAUUAAACUGCAUAUCAGAAGAUACUCAAUCCAUCAGAUUCGGAUCAAUGUUACUCUCGAAGUCAUAUGAUUUGUUUAGGGAAUCAGUACACCAGAGACAACAAGUUUUGAUUCAGCAGGCAAGAGCAAGAGCUUUACAGCAACAACAAUUACUCCAGAAACAGCAACAAGCUGCCCAGGCAGCACAAAAUGCUCAACAAGCAUUACAACUUCAACAACAACAACAACAAGCACAAAAACUUCAACAACAGCAACAACAGAAUUUACUGCGUCAAAGUGGACUUCCAAUUCCUCUGCUGGCUCUGUCAUCGCAUUCACAAUCUCAAACUCAUACGCCUUCCCAUUCCCAUUCACCUGUUACCAUUCCUAAUUCAAGACAGUUAUCGCAACAAUUACCACAUGGUCAAGAUAAAAUGGGCACGUCAGCGUCCUCCCCUGGAUCAAUGGGUAACUCAACUGCAAGGCCCUCGGCUCAACAAAGGACCAACUCUAAUCCAAACCCAAAUACAAAUAUUGUUCAAGCAAACCUUCAACAACAACAACAACGAACCGGGGCUCAUUCUCCACCAGGUACUUCACAACAGAAGUAUAAACAAUCGAAUAGCACUCCCAUGUAUAAUAAUUCGUCUAGUAAAUAG
Molecule: messenger RNA, 2946 nt
Organism: Dujonia railenensis
Lineage: Eukaryota; Fungi; Ascomycota; Pichiomycetes; Serinales; Debaryomycetaceae
Source: the annotation of a GenBank genome assembly